AUGAGUGUGUUUAGCGAGUUCCAUAAGGCUUGGCGUGCCAGAUUCCCAGGGAAUGAUCUGCCGGCAGCAUGGGAAGAGGAUGUUAGGGCAAACUUAACGAAGCAUCGCGCCCGGGUUGCGCUGCUGAAGGAGGAACUGGAGAAGGAACAGUUUUACGUGGAGUACUUGGAGUGUCUGUUGAGCGAUGUCCAACGGCAAAAGGGAGAAGGAGUAGUUUCAGAAGACGAGAGAGACACUGUCCAAGAGGAAGAGCGCGGACAAGGCGAGGGUAGUGAAGGGGCAGGGUGUGUUGGAAGUGGUAAUAUAGACUCCGCUGUCACCCAAGCAAUAAACACUAUGAUGGUGCAACGUCAACAGCAUCCUGGUCGUGGAAACGCUUCUCCAGGGGAGAGUCAAGAGACUUCUCCUUCUAAAGGCGACAGUGAGAAAUCAGAAGGGUUGAAGUCUCUCCCGCUCUCUGAUGAAGACGACGCCCCACAGGUACCCAUCACGCCGUUAGCUGCCCCUCCCCCUUCUGGCGGCAGUUCCGUAAAGGAUCUGGCUCGUCGCUUUACUGCUUCAGAAGGAAAAGCUGGGGCUGGACGACCUCCUGCUUACUCUCGAUCGACGUCUGUUCCAGCUCCAUCAGCAGGAGGUUCCCCUACAUCUAAGGAGUCACAGUUUGUGACUGUUAUUUCUGUCAAUGGCGCUGGACAAGGAGAAGACGCCCGGGGCAGGAAGGUGCCCCCGGCCCCGCCCCCUAAGACUUUCAGGCGAUCUACAGGUAAUGACGGUGAGGUUGACAGUAAACCUCAAACUGCAGCUGCUAUGCCGUCCUCCCCAAGUGCUUCCCGCCCUCCUCAUGCUACACCCAAGUCCCCACAGCGGCCACGCCAUCCCUCCCCCGUCAGGGAUGGCUCCAGUUCUGCAUCCGCAAAAAUGCCGCUGCAGAAGACACUUUCGGCAUCGAGUGACAAUCGCCCAGCCGCUAAAGAUUCCAAAUCUCAAAGUGGCAGGGAUCUUCAGAAGUCCCCAUCUGCUUCUAAGGAACUGCAGAAGUCGCCCUCUAGCGCCUCAUCCUCCACAGGCAGUCUUGGCAAGAAAUGCAUCUCAAAGUCGUCCUCCAGCGCAUCGUCGAGUGCCGGAAGUGGUGCUCCAUCCCGUCGAGUAGGGUUGAGCAAGACCUCAUCUGUGUCGUCCUCGCGUUGUGGGGAAGACGAGGACGAAAUCGGGGGAGGAUCUGCCUCUGGGGCGUCACUUGAAAAUCUGACGGACGAUGAACCUUUAUAUGAUACUGUUGCUCCUGACGAAGAUGAGGAUACCGGAGAGUAUGUACUGCUGUCGGAUAAGAGUUCUGAAUACAAUGGAACAGAUACUCUGAAGUCCGCCGCCUCUGGCGCAUCGAGUGAAGGCGGACUAAGUAAAUCAGGUGGUGGUGCGUCCUCAGGGGCCACGCCCUCCGGGGGAUCUCCAGCCCCUGAACAUCCUCCCGAUUCUCCCAAAUACUCGAAUUAUGUCAACAUCGACUUCUUCUUGAAAAAGUAG
Macrobrachium nipponense is the source of this 1524-nucleotide messenger RNA. RefSeq lists its product as uncharacterized. The record is from RefSeq and is a predicted model, not a curated record. Lineage: Eukaryota; Metazoa; Arthropoda; Malacostraca; Decapoda; Palaemonidae. Bases 1 to 1524 code for a protein of 507 amino acids. Gene Ontology annotation, biological process: protein phosphorylation; positive regulation of GTPase activity; signal transduction. The transcript has a single exon. Gene Ontology annotation, molecular function: protein serine/threonine kinase activity; GTPase activator activity. Gene Ontology annotation, cellular component: membrane.